Molecule: messenger RNA, 1466 nt
Organism: Cajanus cajan (pigeon pea)
Lineage: Eukaryota; Viridiplantae; Streptophyta; Magnoliopsida; Fabales; Fabaceae
Product: BTB/POZ domain protein
Source: RefSeq, a predicted model, not a curated record
AAUGAUAAAACUUGGAGUUAAAGGCCACAGUAUUCUUAGGGCUUUGUUCUUUGGCCUUGAAGCUGGUGAAGUGAGCAGAUUGGAACAAAAUUCUAUUCCAGUACCCUUUUUCUCUGUUCAUCGGAUUGAAGUUUGUGCAUAAAUAUUUCCAGUUAUAUCUACCUUGCAAACUUCCAUGGGAUUAUUGGUGUAAGAUUAGUGAUCUUGGGAUACAGAGGAGGAUUUUAAUGUUACUCCUGCAACUAUUUCACAUACAAAUGAAAGCAGACUUCUUAGAGGGCUAUCCUAUUCAAUGAGUAUAGUUUUAGAAUUUUUGCUAUUGUCUGCAUUCCUAGAUAAAGAUUGCUCUUUGAUGUGAGAGCACAUACAUUCUAAACCUAAUGUCGUUCCUGAAUGAAUACAGAGGAUUACAAAUUUAAAUGUGGUACUGAAAUAGCUAACUGCCAUGUCAAAAAUACCUAACAUCAAACCUGUAGAUCUAAGCACUACAAAAGAUAUGUUUGUUUCAGCUGUUCGCUUUGCUUUGUCAAUUGAAGGACCAUGUUUUCCAUUUGGGGAUGAGUUACGAAUAUCUGCGCAAGAGCAAGUUGACUACAUGUUAGGAGAAGAUGGAGAUACUACGGUCAUCAUGGCUGAUGAUGAAGUACAAUCAGUAGUAAGAAUGGGUGUUUACAAUAUCAUUCAUUCAUUUGAAAUGGCUUUGUCUUCCUUGCUUUUGGACUCUACCCUUGAGUUUGAGGGUGUGUACAACAGAAUAAUGAAAAGGGUAUCUGAUAUUGAAUGGAUGUGUAAUGUACUCCCAAAGAUGGAUUUAAUGAAGAAUUUUGUUUCAAAUUGGGCUUCAAUAUCUGGUAAAAUUUUGGGGAUCAUUGAAAACAAAAAGCUUGACCAUGCCAUGUGGGGCUUGAAAGUGAAAUUGAUAGAAGUAGCAUGUAAAGUUUUGGAAGCAGUUGGUUAUGGUAGUGUGAUUCUUCCAGCUCCAGGUCGCGUGCAAUUGCUGAAGACCUGGUUUCCAUAUGUUAGGAAAAUGAAGCCGUUGCUGGAUUUAAAAGCGGUUGAGGACUCCGGUUUUCCUUACAAAAUGGAUGAAGAUUUAUGCCAGGCUAUUGAGGGAGCAAUUGUGUCAUUGAUAUUGACAUUGCCAUCAAAUGAUCAAGCAGACAUUUUGGCAGACUGGAUGAGAAAUCGCGAGGUUGGCUAUCCUGACUUGAGCGAGGCUUUUGAGGUUUGGUGUUAUAGAACCAAAUCUGCCAAAAGGAGAUUAGUGGAAGGUUUAGAUGGCCACAGUGAUGCUGCUGUAAGCAGCUGACUUUGGUUCUAGAAUCCUAACCUUUGUCCUGUUCUUUUAUAGAUUUGAUUUUGGAUAAACUUAGUUCCAAUAUUGUUAUAUUAAAACUAUGAUGUUGGAUGGGGCUGUUGAUUCCUUUCAUCACACUAGCUGAAUGAAUUGAUGUUCAUGUACUCUA